UCUUGUUAGUCUACACAAAACGCCACAGCGCAGCAGACGUGUGAACGAACAGAACGUGCUGAACGGUAAACGGCAAACGGUAAACGGCCCACGGCGAAUGGCAAAUGUAAUCCAAUCGUAAACGAAUACGCGUGUGGGAGGCAUUCAAAUAUUUAUUGCUGUUGUGAUAUAAAUAUUAUACAAGCCUUAAAUUAAUAAAAUGCUUGGUUAGCAACAAAUAGAAAACAAAUUUUGAAAAAAAAAACAACAAUAAAUUAUACAACAAUCUGUAGUGCAAAAUGGUGAAAAUCGUUGACGAGCUCAACGCACAUCAUCAUCAUCAUCCACAUAAUCACGCGCAGCACACACAUCAUCCACAGCCAAAUACGCAUCCGCUUUCGCAUUCGCAUCCGCAUCUUAAUACCGUCGGCGCAUUGAAUCUGAAUUUGAAUCUGACGCCGGCUACGCUGCUCAUGAAAAUGGCUCGCACGCCGCAUCUGAAGUCCAGUUUCUCCAUCAAUUCCAUAUUGCCGGAGACGGUGGAGCAGGAUGAGCAGCGCGACGAGGAGGAGGACCAGCAGCGACAUCAGGCGGAACAAAAGUUCAACAAUAAUAACAACAACAACAACAACAACAACAACAAUAACAAUAGCUCACCUCUGGGUUCAGAACCAGAGAGCGAUGUGGAAUCGGAUCUGGAUGUGACCUCCAUGUCGCCAGCACCGCCCGUUGAUGUAGACGAACCCGAUGAUGAAGAUGCGGAUGCAGAGGGCGAUGGAGAUGCAGAAGGAGAUGAGGAUGUGGAAUGUGAUAACGAUGGCGAUUCAGAGACCAAAUCAACAGAUGGCAAACCCAUCAAGGACAAGAAGGGCAACGAGAAGCCGCCAUACAGCUACAAUGCGCUCAUCAUGAUGGCCAUCCGGCAGAGUCAGGAGAAGCGUCUGACAUUGAAUGGCAUCUACGAGUACAUCAUGACCAAUCAUCCGUAUUAUCGGGACAACAAACAAGGCUGGCAGAACUCCAUCAGGCACAAUCUCAGCCUGAACAAAUGCUUUGUGAAGGUGCCGCGGCAUUACGAUGAUCCCGGCAAGGGUAACUACUGGAUGCUCGAUCCCUCGGCGGAGGAUGUAUUCAUUGGUGGCUCCACCGGCAAACUGAGACGUCGCACCACCGCCGCCAGUCGCUCCCGCCUGGCCGCCUUCAAGCGCUCGCUGAUCGGACCGAUGUUUCCCGGUUUGGCGGCGUAUCCGCAGUUCGGACAGUUCCUCACCUAUCCACAGGCGGCGCCCAGCCUGCUGGCUAGCAUGUAUCAGCGCUACAAUCCCUUCGCGCCAAAGAGUCCAGCCGCGGCGGCGGGUCUGCUGCCACCCGGCCUGGUGGGCCACCCGGGUGGAGCGGCGCCACCGCAACCGCCCCCGCCGCCCUUCGUUAGCCCCGCCAGCAGCCAGGAGCUGUACCAGCGACUGCAGUACCAGCAGCUGCUGCAUCAGCAUGCCGCCGCCGCCGCUCUGGCGGCACAUCAAAGGCAGCUCAGCGCAGCGAUGCCCACUGCGCCGGCGCCACAGCCACACAUGACACAUCUCGGCCAGCCGCCUUCAUCGCCCAGCCUGCUGCAGCAGCAGCAACAGCAGCUUCUUCAGCAACAGGCCAACGGCGACGCCAACUCCCGUUCUCCUGGUCCAGCUCCACAGCCGCAGCCGCUGCCGCUGCCGCAACCGCAGCAACCGUUGCUCAAGCCAGUCACAGUUGUCACACGCAAUAGCUGAAGCAGCUGCUGGGCCGGCAUGUAGUGUAUAAGUAUUCGUUGUACAUAAAAAAAAAAAUUAACAAAAAUUAGCCGCGACUGAGGCGCUAGACGCUUGUAAAUAGAGAGAGAGAGAUAGAGAAAGAAGUGUAAGAAAAUGGCAUAACUUCGGCUAGUCGAAGCUUAAAUACCCUUGCAGAGUAAAGAUAUUUAGCGUAUAUAUAGAUAUAUAGGGAAUCAAAUUAAAUAAAAAUAUAUUUAUUUAGCUGAAGGGAAUUAUGUAACUUUACCUUACAGAGAAAAUCAUGAAAAUUUCUUGAAUAUGUUUGAGUUUUAUACUAAAUAAAAUCCAAAAAGUAUUUUUUGAAACUUAAAAAUCCAGAUAUUUCCUUUUACUUGUAUUAAUGAUCAGCUAUUAAUACAAAAUUGUUUGAUAUUAAAAGUUUGUCUAAAAAAAAUAAUAAAGUUGCUCUAUUAUACAAACAUAGGGAAAAUUCAAGAUUUUUUCAAAUUAAACUUACAGAUCAACAUUUCAAAAGUUUAAAUCUGUAAAAUAAUUUAAUUAUGGCCAAUCAUCCUUUUCCGGCUUUAUCCAUAUGAUACAAAGUAAAAUAUUACAAAAUAACGAUCCACAGAGCCUGGAUAAUUGUAAUAUUGUUGAAAAAGGCUUAAAAAACUUUUCUAACUAAAGCUUAUGUUGCUUAAAAGCUUUUAAAAAUAGUUUGCUGAAAUUCUAUUUCUUGAGGAACAAAUUUUAAUAUUAUUAAAUUUUAAUAUUAUUCCAAAUUCACCCAACUUAACUU
This is a messenger RNA of Drosophila mojavensis, 2526 nucleotides long. RefSeq names its product fork head domain transcription factor slp2 (gene slp2). The transcript has a single exon. The record is from RefSeq and is a predicted model, not a curated record. Gene Ontology annotation, cellular component: nucleus. Gene Ontology annotation, biological process: regulation of transcription by RNA polymerase II. NCBI's taxonomy places the organism in Eukaryota, Metazoa, Arthropoda, Insecta, Diptera, Drosophilidae. Gene Ontology annotation, molecular function: sequence-specific double-stranded DNA binding; DNA-binding transcription factor activity. The coding region runs from base 279 to 1745 and encodes 488 amino acids.